Frieseomelitta varia is the source of this 2897-nucleotide messenger RNA. RefSeq names its product F-box only protein 21-like. The transcript has 9 exons. Lineage: Eukaryota; Metazoa; Arthropoda; Insecta; Hymenoptera; Apidae. The record is from RefSeq and is a predicted model, not a curated record. Gene Ontology annotation, molecular function: DNA binding; protein binding. The coding region runs from base 225 to 2093 and encodes 622 amino acids.
UUGUCAUUCCUGUUGUGGUAGUACUUUAUUUAGAAGCAGUGAAUUUUCCUCCCCGUCCGCGUCUCUUCGCAAAAGUGUCAAUUUGAGUGUUCGUGAAAAAUUUUCUGACUGAUUCUGACGUAGAGCUAGUCUAAUGGCAGAUAUACGUUGGGAGUGUGUUCCGUUCAAUUUUACAAUAUUUUACGCAUAAGGGAUUCUGUUUAUUGAUUCUGAAAUUACAAAAAAUGGCAAGUGAUACAAUAAUUGUAUUACCUGGAGAAAUAAUUGUGUACAUUUUGGAAGAUAAACGACUCAGCCUUGCUGAUAUCGUUCAUUUCGGUUUAACUUGCAAAAGUCUGUACAAAAUUGUCAAUGGAAGUAAUAAACUUUGGAAAACAAAAUUUUUCAAAAGAUGGCCACUUUUGAAAGAAGUAUAUGAAACAAAUAAGAAACUGGAGCAUCGAAUGAUAAAUUGGAAGGAAGAAAUGAAAGUUAGUGUUACUAGCAGAACAAAAUUGCUUUGUUAUUUAUUUUCUAUGUCUAGUAAACAUCACAGGAAGCAAGACUUACCUAAUUCAGAAUUUAAAGAUUUAGAUCCUUUGUUUUGUCCAAAAGAAGGUGCUCAUCCUUUAGCUUAUUAUUUUCUCUUAGAUGAACUUGAUAGCUUAAUUAAACAUCCUACUACCAAUUUAACGCAUAGAUAUUAUGGCCUCAAAAUUAUUCGAUAUUUGAAACAAACCCAUUUGAAAGAUGAAUGGCAAAAAUUUAUUUCUCUGCCAUCAAAACAACAGACUUUAGAACGUGGUGCAACUUUUGUAGCUCAAUGGAGUCAGCCAGAAAAGAAUGUGUCAUAUCUUGCAAUAUCAUCAAUAUUAGAUAAUAUUGCAGAACAAACUAAAGAAUUUCUGAGAGAACAAUACCCAGGUCAUUCUAUAUUUUCAGUUUCAAAUGAGAGAUUUAACUUUUGGAAAAAUAAUAUUAUUGAUGACAAUCAGUGGAAUGUUACAGAGACAAGACAAAUAACAGAUGCAUUAUGCGAAGUAUUAUUUGUAAAAUUAAAAUUCUAUGGCAAUAGUAAAAUGUAUUAUUGGUUGGAAAAAUCAUUUAUAGAUCAUGUUUUAGAAACUGGAUCUGGAAUUCCUAUAACUUUAGCAAUAGUAUUUGAAAGUGUAGCUCGAAGACUUGGUGUACACUGUGAACCUGUUAAUUUUCCAUCUCAUUUCUUAUUACGAUGGAAGGAAAGAUAUGGACCAGGAUUUAAGGAUACAGAAAAUUUUUAUAUUGAUGUUUUCAAUCAUGGUCAUUUUGUAACUAAGGAAAGUUGUCCCAGAGUUGGUGGUGUUUCAAGAUGUCCAAUAGAAAAAUAUAAUGUUCAUGAAGCAGCAACUGCUAUAGAGGUAGUAACAAGAAUAGCAAACAAUUUAGAAGUUGCUGCUAGACAGCAUACUCAUAUAAAUGAUAGGACUGCGAGAUUACGUUCCGUUCUUGAACUCCGAUAUAUGAUACAACCUGACGCGAACAUAAUUUUACAAUUAGGUCGAAUAUAUAUUUCACAAUAUAUGGAUUUAACUGAAUUAGUAAAAAUAUUAGAGAAUAUGCAGCAGGAUUUAGAGUUGAUAUCAAGAGGACAGGCGAAUAUCAUAUUGCAAACGUUUCAAACACUCCAAAGAUGUCAGAAGAAGUUACAGCCUGAAGAAGAAGUAAAACCAAAGAGGAGAGUUCCAAGCGUAAAAUAUGCGAUAGGAUUGAUUAUGACACAUAGAAUACAUGGAUACUUCUGUGUAAUAACAGGAUGGGAUCCACGUUGCAUGGCGUCAACAGAAUGGAUGAAUGAAAUGAAUGUAGAUGAAUUGGAUCAGGGUGCAAAUCAACCAUUUUAUAAUAUAUUUGUAGAUGAUGGAUCAUGUCAUUACGUGGCACAAGAAAAUUUGGUACUAUCUCCUAAUUCACAAGGGAUAAAUCAUCACGCAAUUGGUAGGUAUUUCUACAAGUUUAGUGGUGCUCAUUAUAUACCAAACGAAGAAAAAGCAAGAGAAUAUCCAGAAGAUGAAAGAUUUUGCAACGAAUUACUUGUUACGUAUAUGCAAAAUAGAAUGGCAUAUAAUACUACUUAACCAUUUAUGUUCUUUAGCUCGAAUACAAGAUGAUAGUAAUACAAAACAAUUUUUUCCUUAGUGUAGUAUAUCCAGCGCAUCAUAUUUAAAAAAGUUAUAUUUUCAUAAAAAGAAAUUUAAAUGAAAAAAUAAUAUUUCAUUUGCCAUGCUGUUCACUAUUGAAUUUCUUUGCUUUAAAUAAUUUUUAAACUAAAUUUCUAAAUACUUAUUGCAAAUAGAGAAAUGCAAAGAACAGUUAGGUUUAUACAUAUAUGUAAAAGUUCAUUUAGUGACGCGUAUGAUUUGUACAAACUAUUAUGUAUUUUCACUAUUAUAUAUAUACUGUUGACAGGUCAAAUAACGUUUAUUAUAAACGUAAUAAUGAUAUAUAAGCAUUCUAAAACAUAGAAUUACUUCUGACUCUUAAUCUCAGAUGUGAUAUAGAUGUGUAUGAAUGUAUUUGUUGUUUUGUAUAAUAAGAGUAAGAAGUGAUUCAUGUUUUAAUAUUAAACGCAAAUGUAAUAAAUGUUAAAAACCUGAACUCUAAACAGUAAUUGUAGUUUUUAUAAAGUACAUAUAUGUCUUUACAUUUGGACACAAUGUAACUCAUUUAAAAUUAAUUUAUGUACUUAUAGUAGAUUUAAGUGCAUAAUAAGUAAAAUAACAAAAAAUAUGUAUUUAGUUAUACUCUUUAUUUUAUUUUACUGUCAUGGGCUGUGCUCGCUUUAUGUAUAUUCACAAGCAAUCACAUAAAAAUAAUACAAAAUUUUUUCUCAUACUUGUAAAACCAUAACCAUCUGCAGAAAUAAACGUAUUGAGUAUUUU